AAAGGCAUCAGAGAGAGGAAAUCAUUGGAAGCCUUUGCAUUGGCUGUAAUUUUGAUUGCUGGCCAGUGGAUCUUCUCUUCUGUACGUGAAAAAAUGCAGCUUCGUUUUUAUCGAAUCAUGCAGGUGAGUUGGGCAGUGGUCAUCAUAUAAAACGCACAAGAAACUCUAUAGAUAUCCAUGGUCAUAUAAGAAGUUAAACAUCUGCCUAUUGUUAAGGAGGCUGCUCUUGGGUUCAGCAUCAACACGUCAUGCAAGCUCAAUUGCAAAUGAAGGCCAGUGACUCACACAUUGUAGAGAAGAAAUUUCUCCAGUUGGAAAAGCUAUGGAUCUGCAUUAUCUCUACAGAAGAUUUAUUUAUUACAGUUCAGACCAACCGGUGAAUCAGAUGAUAUAUAAGCUUAUGAUAGUUGCAGUACUCUGCCAUCUGCUCAUGCAAAUUACAGCUUCUGCUGGAGAUUAUGAGUUCACCUUCAAUGGAUUCAGCAAAGCAAAUCUAAGCCUUGAUGGCGAUGCGGAUUUGGCUGCUAAUGGGCUCUUGCAACUCACCAAUGCAACACAAGAAUCCAAGGGCCAGGCAUUCUACCCUUCACCACUCCGCUUCAAGAUGUCUAAGUCCGCUUCUGUUCACUCUUUCUCCACUACUUUCGUAUUCGCCAUUGUUGCUCAGUACCCUGGCUUCAGCACCUAUGGUUUCACCUUCUGCAUCUCUCCAACCAUGGCACUCCAUGGAGGCUUAGACCACUUCAUGGGCCUUUUCAAUUCCACAAACAAUGGCCUUUCUUCGAAUCACAUCAUCGGUGUGGAGUUUGACACAAUACAAACACCAGAAUUCAAUGACACUGAUGACAACCAUGUUGGUAUUGAUAUCCACAGUGAGACUUCCAACAGCUCUCACACUGCAGGCUAUUAUACUGGUGACACUAAUGCAGAGUUUCACAACCUGAGCCUGAGCAGUGGGCAGAGGAUGCAAGUAUGGAUAGAAUACGAUAGCAAAAGUUUGCAACUCAAUGUGACUUUAGCUCCUUUUGCACUGUCAAAGCCCAAACGCCCUCUCCUAUCACUGAAUAUUAAUCUCUCCAGCCAUAUAUCAGAGGAAAUGUAUGUUGGUUUCACUGCAUCUGUGGAGGAUGACCUCACCACCCAUUGCAUUCUUGGUUGGAGUUUCAAGAUGGAUGGAAACGCAAAUGCUCUUGAUCUUGAGAGCUUGCCUUCACUCCCUAUUCGCAGCACCAGUAAGAAGAAAUCCAAGACUCUGACAAUCUGGCUACCUGUAUGUGCAUUUCUAGGCUUGUUAACUGCAGCUUUGAUCAUCGGAUAUGUGGUGGCAAGGAGAAGCAAGUUUGCAGAGGUACGAGAGGACUGGGAGCAGGAGUAUGGUCCUCACCGUUUCUCAUAUAAGGAACUCUACCAAACAACAGGCGGCUUCAAGGAUGACUACGUUCUUGGGUUUGGAGGCUUUGGUAGUGUCUACAGAGGAGUGUUACCGACAACCAAAGCAGAAGUUGCUGUCAAGAAAGUCUCCCAUGAAUCAAGGCAAGGAAUUAGGGAAUUUGUUGCUGAGGUUGUGAGCCUUGGCCAGCUCCGGCACCGGAACUUAGUGAAUCUCUUGGGCUACUGCCGCCGUAAAGGAGAACUACUCUUAGUCUAUGAAUUCAUGCCCAAUGGCAGUUUAGACAAGUAUCUAUUCAGUCAGACAGCACCAUGUCUGGACUGGAAUCACAGAUUCAGAAUCAUCGAAGGAGUGGCUUCAGGCCUUCUUUACUUGCAUGAAGAGUGGGUGAAGGUGGUCAUUCACAGAGACAUCAAGGCUAGCAAUGUGUUGCUUGACAGUGAAUUCAAUGCAAGACUUGGGGACUUUGGCCUCGCUAGAUUAUAUGAUCAUGGGACUGAUUUUCAGACAACUCAUGUUAUGGGAACAAUGGGGUAUCUAGCUCCAGAGCUUGCAAGGAAAGGCAAAGCCACAACGAGUAGUGAUGUGUAUGCAUUUGGGGUAUUCCUUCUUGAAGUUGCAUGUGGCCGAAGACCAAUAGAACUGACAGAAGAUGAAGAUGGUGAGGAUGUAUUUUUGGCUGACUGGGUGUUGGACAGUUGGAGAAAAGGAGACAUUCUUGCUUGCACUGAUGGCAGGCUAGAUAAACAGUACGUGGUGGAAGAGAUGGAGCUGGUGCUGAAGCUGGGAUUGCUCUGUUGUCACCCUAUACCCACUUCCAGGCCAAGCAUGAGGCAAGCCAUGAAAUACCUUAAUGGGGAUUCUCCACUUCCUGAAUUUACACCAUUUUCAUUGAGUGCUGAUAUCUUGGUCUCACAUCUAGAUGAAGGCUUUGAUAACCAUAAAUUAUCUUGGCAGUCUUCAGAGGCAGAGGCUACAUCUGUUUCUCUUCUUUCUGGUGCCCGUUGAUUACAGUUAUUAGAUUACACAAGUUCAGUUAUUGUCUUUUUAUUCUUGAUAUGAUAUUUAUACUUUUGUGACAUCUAGGCAAUAUAUAGUUGGUGUGUAUGAUCUAGUGGUUGACUGAGUCAACUAGAUUAUUUGCUGGGGAAUGCCGGAUACUUUGGUAAUGGGCAAUUAUGUCCAAUUAAUAUGUUUUUGAGUUGA
Dioscorea cayenensis subsp. rotundata (Guinea yam) is the source of this 2596-nucleotide messenger RNA. Its product is annotated as L-type lectin-domain containing receptor kinase SIT2-like. Bases 323 to 2398 code for a protein of 691 amino acids. The transcript has 3 exons. Gene Ontology annotation, cellular component: plasma membrane. NCBI's taxonomy places the organism in Eukaryota, Viridiplantae, Streptophyta, Magnoliopsida, Dioscoreales, Dioscoreaceae. Gene Ontology annotation, biological process: protein phosphorylation. The record is from RefSeq and is a predicted model, not a curated record. Gene Ontology annotation, molecular function: ATP binding; carbohydrate binding; protein kinase activity.